UAUUCUUUCUGCUGUUUUGCAACAUCAUGCAUGUUUAUAUCUAUAUUUAUUUUAGCAGUUUCUAAAUAAGUAUAUAUAAUUAUUUCUACAAAAUUAAACAAAUUUAUCGCAUUUAAGUAUCUUCAACGUAUAUACGAAAUGUCGAAAUAUAGUACGUACGUAUACUUUUAGUUUUGUUUUGUUCCGAGAACAGCGCGGCGCAGCGGCUGCAUGCGCGUUUCAUCAGUUUCGGGUCGGCUGUCCCGCUCCCGCAGUCCCACGAUAACCCGUCAGCUGAUCAUCACAAGUUGUGCGCACUAUAGGUACUGACAAAAAUCUUUAACUUUACAGCGAAAAAUGGCUGAAAAUAUACCAAAGCCCACUGGCCUUGAUUGGGUUAAGCUGCGACAAGACAUGGACGAUGUAUCAAACAACGAGACUCCUUGGGAGCGAAUUUUGCGUAAAUGCAAAGAAAAUCCAUUGGUACCUGGAGGAGCCGCAAUAACAGUGGGUGCCUUGUCCUACGGCCUAUAUAGUUUCGUGAUGGAUAGACGACAAAUGCAACAAAAGAUGAUGCGACUUCGUGUCGGAGCUCAACUUUUCACAAUCCUUGCGGCAGUUGGCGGUGUUGUGUACUCUUUACCUCCUGAAAAAAGAAAUCUUAAUGACUUUAUAAAGAGUGGAGAAAGAGUUAUUGACGCGAAAUAAUUCGAUGUACCUAUUAUAUAUUUCGAAAAAAUGUACCCUAUUAAAGACGUCUAUAUUUUUCCAAAGUUUUUCUGAUUGUACGGUUUUGUAUAGUAAUAGAAAAAUCGAACACACAAAUCCAAAACUUUGAUUUAUAGUAAUAUCAUAUAGAAUUAGUACAUAUUUGCGAAUUAGAAUGUAGCCUUGUGCUUAUAAAUACUUUUUCUGUCCGAUUACUUGGCACCCGUUUGUUGUCAUAUUAGUUUAAUAAUUUCGUUAAUCUCAUUAACUCAUUGUAAAUGAAUAGUUACUAAACACUUUAUAGCAAAUAAAUUUUGUAUAUGUAUAUGCAUACGUUUACAAGCAUUUUUCUUUUUUUGCGCACGAUGCUUGAAUGUUUGUCCUACAAUCCCAUGAUGUUAUUUUCGAAAAAAUUCGUUAAUUUUUUUAUUAUACACAACAUUGGAACAAUAUUUUUAACAUUGUAUACAGAACAGUUUUUCCAGAAUGUUUCCUUACGAUGCCUAGCCAUUAGUCACGGUUUUACGACAAUGUCGUGUACACAACGAUGGCACGAUUUUCUAUUGUUGAAAACAUUAUGAAAAAUCGAGUUUUGAUAUUUGUGGAAAAUUCUAUGAGCGUACCUAUAAAUGAGCAAACCCGUGCGUGCGAAAAAUCAAUUCAGCUAUAUUAGCAAAGAAAUUCCGUUAUUCUAUAGUAGUGUAGCUGCUACUAGCGUGCGUCACAUCUUUUGUGAG
Messenger RNA from Nasonia vitripennis (jewel wasp), 1424 nucleotides. Its product is annotated as Kazal type serine protease inhibitor-like venom protein 1. Gene Ontology annotation, cellular component: mitochondrion. The coding region runs from base 337 to 687 and encodes 116 amino acids. The transcript is spliced from 3 exons. Gene Ontology annotation, molecular function: protein binding. Lineage: Eukaryota; Metazoa; Arthropoda; Insecta; Hymenoptera; Pteromalidae. Gene Ontology annotation, biological process: mitochondrial respirasome assembly. The record is from RefSeq and is a predicted model, not a curated record.